Ricinus communis (castor bean) is the source of this 1553-nucleotide messenger RNA. RefSeq names its product TOM1-like protein 2. The coding region runs from base 195 to 1331 and encodes 378 amino acids. The transcript has 4 exons. The record is from RefSeq and is a predicted model, not a curated record. Gene Ontology annotation, molecular function: phosphatidylinositol binding; ubiquitin binding. Gene Ontology annotation, biological process: protein transport to vacuole involved in ubiquitin-dependent protein catabolic process via the multivesicular body sorting pathway. NCBI's taxonomy places the organism in Eukaryota, Viridiplantae, Streptophyta, Magnoliopsida, Malpighiales, Euphorbiaceae.
CUCUUCCCUCCCUCCGGCUAAAUCUGACAACUGAAACCUCCGUUAUUUAUUUAUUUUUCUUUUUUUACAAAGAACCCUCCUUAUUACGCUCCAGAAAUUUCUAAACUGCAAUACAGCUCUGCUACUGACAAUUAGCUAAGCUCAGUGUCUAUCAAUACUCCUUGAAGGUUGUGUGUUUGACAUAAUAAAGAAGUAUGGACAAAUUGAAAAUAUCUCAAUGGGGCGAACGGUUGAAGACAGGCGGGGCACAGAUGAGUCGAAUGGUAAGCGAUAAGGUGAAGGAAAUGCUGCAAACUCCAACACCUGAAUCAAGGAUAGUUGAUGAGGCAACAUCAGAGAUGCUGGAGGAACCAAAUUGGGGUAUGAAUUUGAGGAUAUGUGCAAUGAUUAAUAGUGAAGAGUUUAGCGGGACCGAGAUUGUUAGAGCUAUAAAAAGAAAGAUUUCUGGCAAAAAUUCAGUCAGUCAAAGGUUGAGUCUUGAUUUGUUGGAGACUUGUAGUAUGAAUUGUGAGAAGGUGUUUUCUGAAGUUGCAGUUGAGAAGGUUUUGGAUGAGAUGGUUAAGAUGAUUGUAAAUCCACAAGCGGAUCAGGGGAAUAGAGAUAGAGCUUUGCAGUUGAUUAGGGCUUGGGGACAGUCUGAGGAUCUUGAGUAUCUGCCAGUGUUUCGACAAACUUAUAUGAGUUUGCAAGGAAGAAAUUUGCCUCCACCAGGAGAAGCUGGGGAUUCACCUCCCAUGCAAUAUACUCUGGAGUCAUAUAUUCAUCAGCAACCACUGUCUCACCCAGAAAGAUAUCCUAUUCCUCAAACAGAAUUUGAUGUUCAAAACCAUACUACUUCGAGAUUUAAUAGUGGGAGCUUAUCAGUUGAAGGAAAGAAUGAAUAUCUCGCGACAAUCCGGAACAGCCUUGAACUUCUCUCUAGUAUUCUAAAUUCUGAUACUGAACCAAAACCCAUAAAGGAGGAUCUGACAGUGAGCUUAUUGGAGAAUUGCAAGCAAUCACAGCCUGUCAUACAGAGGAUCAUACAGAGCACCACAGAUGACGAGGCAGUGCUAUUUGAGGCACUUGCUAUCAACGAUGAGCUUCAACAAGUCAUCUCCCAAUAUGAGAAGCUAGAAGCUGGUCUAAAAUCUGGAGAGAAGCUCCCUGAGAGUUCUGAUAACACCAAGGAACUGGAAGCUGGUCUAAAAUGUGAAGAGCAACUCCCUGAGAGUUCUGAAGACACCGAGGAGGAUAAUUUGCCUGUGCAGGCUGGACAUAAUAAAAAUGAAACCAAGACAGCAGAUCCCCAAAAAGAGAGCAGCAAUGAACCUAGCAGCAGCAGCAGUUAGUAAGAUAAAUGGUGUUUGAAAAAUCGGGAUCUGGAGGGUCUGAAUGCAGGUUUAUGCUAUAUGCAAAAUUAAUACAUCUCUUAGUCCCUGAUUUCUCACACUGAUCUGUGUUUCCCUUCUUGCAGUGUAUUUGUUAACUUAAUAAUUAGGCUAUUGUAAUUAGAUUGAGCCUUCUGUAACUGAGGUUUUCCUUUUUAGCAAAUGAGUUAUUUGUUUGGUUUA